Molecule: messenger RNA, 5483 nt
Organism: Puntigrus tetrazona (Sumatra barb)
Lineage: Eukaryota; Metazoa; Chordata; Actinopteri; Cypriniformes; Cyprinidae
Product: NACHT, LRR and PYD domains-containing protein 3-like
Exons: 8
Coding region: 1921-5007 (1028 amino acids)
Molecular function (GO): protein binding
Source: RefSeq, a predicted model, not a curated record
CCUAAGAAGUUCGUAAAAAUUAUAUAUCUUAAUGUUACGGUGUGUUUCCCAAAAGCAUUGAGCAACACUUAAAAAUCAUUGUAGAUGUACUCUACAUGCAUUCUAUGAAGACAGAAUUAUGAGGUCACAAGCAGGAUGAUUGACAGAUCACACAUUUAACUUAAAAAUAAAAAAAAAUUUAAUUAAAUUACACGUCAAAAAAAAAAAGUAUGUAUGUGUGUGCGUAAGUAAUGCAGGAAAUAUGCUUUAAAAAUAGUUCCCUAUCAGUCACUACGAGUUAUGUCAUGACGACAGACUGGGGUCUUGCUUGGAGCACUUAUUAGCUCUGAUUAAGAGAAAAUGGCAAUGAAAGUGGUAAACUAAUCGUUAGUUACUCCCCGUGACAUGGAAAUAAAUAGGUGACCUCAUCAGGUUUUGCUGAGGAGCCGAGAACUAGUCCCUGGCUCAAAGCUGUGGCAAGGGGACAUAACAUCUUUGUUCUGAUAGCAGAGACAGACAAUGGAGCUUGACAAAGGGAAGACACAGGUUUACCUAAGGGGAAAUCUUACCAUGGAGGAAUUUAAUUUUUAUCUGUAGGGAAUCAGCCAGAUGGACAAUUAGCCAAGUACCAGGGUUGCCCAACCCCUGGGAAAGGAGGUCCAUCCUCAGAGGUAUUCGCUUGGGAGGGGCUGUCACAACGAGCAUGAGUUCUGGGAACAAGGUCUGGGUGGGCCAGUAUGGAGCAACCAGCAAGACCAGCUCCUCAUCCUCCUGGAUCUUGCAUGGUGUCUGUGCUGGACUCUUAAGAAGCAAAGAGAUCUACCUGGGCUUCUCCAAAUUUACUACAAAUCAGCUGCAUUGUCUCAAGAUGGAGUCGCCAUUCUCCAGGGAACAUAAACUGUGAAUGCACAUCGGCUGCACAAUUGAGUUCCCCCAAAAUGUGGACGGCUCAAAUAACUUAAACCACGUCUGGCCGACGAAGGAGGAAAUGUAGGCAAGCUGUGACAUGCGGCGUGACCGUAGACCUACCUGGUUGUUGAUGUAAGAGACAGCCACAAGGCUGCCUGCUUGUUACAUGUGAUGUCCCAGCUCGACAUGGAGGCAUCUGUUGUGACAGCAACAUGCUGAGACACUUGUUCUAAGGGGGAACCCGAGGUGGUGUGGUGGUAAAUGGAGAAUCAUGCUGGUAUGUGUUGCAUUACCUCAGUCUGUACAGCCGAAAAGUGCUGAACAAAGUCCUUUACAGUGUCAGCGUCACACAGAGUCUUGUCAGUGUGACCUUUUUUAUCGCCAAAAGUCCAAAAUCGGUCGCCGUGUGCAGCUCCAGCAUCAAUCCCUGGUCAGAGCCACCCUCCUCCACUCUUCUAGUACCAUGGCUUGAUAGAUUGGCAGAAUCGCCAUGGCAUGCAAGGCAAAGGGAGCUUGAUCAGAAGCACAGUAGGCUUUAGAAACGAGAGCUGCCAUAAUCAUACAGGCUCCACCACAGACACCACAACCGCUCUCUCCACAUGGGGAAUAUCCACAUACCUCCAAGCUGCCCCACCAUCGAGGGUGGUGAGGAUGGAGGAGGGAGCUGUGAAAGGAGCCUUCCAUGACUUUCUCAACUCCUCAUGCACUUCUGGGAAGAAAGGGUCUGAUGCUCACUGGUCCUCCACCCCGAAGAGCUGAGAAAUAAAAAAAAAUAAUAAUACAAAUACAAUAAUACAAAUAAAUAAUAAAACAAGUAAAACAAAAAUAAGAGAAUAAUUUUAUGCAGUGUGGCAGAUAUUAUACAAAAAUAUAGAAGACUGGAUAUCCAGUGAUAUCCAGUUCACAGUGACCUAAAGCAGGCAUGGACAAAGUCGGGCCUGGAUGUGAAUCAAUUAUUUAUUAAAAGAUGGCCCUUAUGUGGCACUAUCCCUAAAUUAAUUAUUUGUCCUCAAAGCACAAUUACAAACACACAUGCAAAAGUUAAUUGAAGCAGAGCUGCAAAAGUUCUUUGAAAUGCACAAAACAAACAUGAAGAAGAAAGUACAAUAUAUUUUUGAGGGCAACAAAGAAAAAGAAGCACAAUUCAAGGAUAUUUACACAGAACUGUUCAUCACAGAGGGAGAUAUGAAAGAUGUCAAUCAUGAACAUGAGAUUCUAAAGAUCGAUGAUGCUUUCAAGAACAAAAACACACAGAACAAACCAAUCAAAUGUAAUGAUAUAUUUACUGAACUAAAGAAAAACAAUGAGAAAAACACUGUGUUGACCAAAGGAGUCGCUGGCAUAGGAAAAACAGUCUCUGUGCACAAGUUCAUCCUGGACUGGGCAGAAGGAACAGCCAAUCAAAACAUACAUUGUGUGUUCCUGCUUCCAUUCAGAGAGAUGAACUUAAUGACAAAUGAAGAUUUCAGUCUCCAUGAGUUUCUGCUGGAAUUUUAUCCUGAACUGAAGGACCUGGAGAAAUCAAUCAAAUGUAAGCUAGCAUUUAUAUUUGAUGGAUUUGAUGAGAGUCGCCUGCCUCUAAAUUUUAAUAGUAGGUCUCUGAACACUGUUGAGAAAAGAUCAUCUGUAGAUGUGCUCUUUACAAGUCUGGUCAAAGGAACUCUGCUUCCAUCAGCUCUUAUCUGGGUGACAUCACGACCCGCAGCAGCGAAUCAGAUCCCUCGUCGAUAUGUAGGUUUGUUCACAGAGGUGCGAGGAUUCACUGACCAACAGAAGGAGGAGUACUUCAGAAAGAGAAUCAAAGAUGAGAGUCUGUCCUCCAGAAUCAUCUCACACAUUAAGACGUCUCGUAGUCUCUACAUAAUGUGCCACAUUCCUGUGUUCUGCUGGAUCACAGCCACAGUACUUCAGGAUAUUCUCACUGAGAACAAUGAAGAGAACAUCAGCACAACACUCACUGAAAUGUACAUUCACUUUCUUCUGAUAAAGAUGGACAUGAAGAACCAGAAAUAUGACGAACAAGAAGAAACUGAAUGUUCAGAGCACUUACAAUUAAAUAAAGAGAUGAUUUUGAAGUUAUCCAAGUUGGCGUUUGAACAGUUGAAGAAGGAAAACAUUGUGUUCUAUAAGAAAGAUUUAAAAGAUUGUGGUAUUGAUGUGAGUAAAGACACUGAGUUCACAGGAAUGAUUGCUGAGAUCUUCAAAAGGGAACAUGGACUUCAUGGAGCAAAGGUCUUCUGCUUUGUGCAUCUGAGUGUUCAAGAGUUUCUUGCUGCAGUCCAUGUGUUCUUCUGCUACCUGAACAAGGACAUGCAGGAGCUUCAGUUUUUCUUGGAUGAGCCAGAAGAAAAUGUCACAUUGGAGGAGUUACUGCAGAAGGCCGUUGAUAAAGCAAUGCAAAGUAAGAGAGGGCAUCUGGACCUGUUCCUGCGGUUUCUGAUGGGCAUUUCACUGAAAUCCAGUCAAAUCCUGCUGAAAGGCCUGAUCACACACACUGAAGACACCACAGAGAGUAUCACUGAAAUGACUGAAUACAUUAAACACCAAAACAAGUACAAUGCCUCAGAUGAAGCUUCAGUCAACCUUUUCAACUGCUUACUUGAGCUCAAAGAUCAUUCAUUAUAUGAGGAAAUCCAGAGUUACCUCAGUUCAGAUGAACAUCCAGAAAGAGAUCUCUCAUCUUCAAUGUGUACAGUGCUGACCUACAUACUGCUGAUGUCAGAGAAGGUGCAGGAUGAGUUCAAUCCAAAGAUGUUCACAUCAACACAGGCAGGCUACACAAGACUUAUUCCAGCUGUGAGAUGCUGCAGAAAAGCUCUAUUUGAUGGCUGUGGUUUUGAUGAAACAUGCUGUGAAACAGUGUCUUCUGCUCUACAAUCAUCAAACCAUCUGAUAGAGCUGAACCUAAGCAGCAAUCACCUGCAGGAUUCAGGAGUGAAGCUGCUUUCUGAUGGACUGAAGAGUACACACUGUCGACUGAACAUACUGAGGUUGAGUGGCUGUAAUCUCACUUCUCAGUCCUGUGAAAGUUUGUCAUUAGCUCUACAAUCAUCAAACUCUGUCCUGAGAGAGCUGGACCUGAGUAAAAAUGACCUGCAGGAUUCAGGAGUGAAACUUCUUUCUGAAGAACUGAAGAGUUCAAACUCUAAGAUGAAGAUUUUAAGAUUUUCCAUCUGUAAUCUCACUGCACAGUCUUGUAAGAGUUUAUCAUCAGUUUUACAAUCAUCAAACUCUGUUCUGAGAGAACUGGACCUGAGUAACAAUGACCUGCAGGAUUCAGGAGUGAAGCUGCUUUCUGAAGGACUAAAGAGUCCAAACUCUAAGCUGGAGAUACUGGGGUUGUCUGGUUGUAUGGUGACAGAGAAAGGCUGUCAUUAUCUGUCUUCAGCUCUUGUUUCAAACACCUCACACCCGAGAGAGCUAGAUCUGAGCUACAAUCACCCUGGAGAUUUAGGAGUCAAGCUGCUCUUUGAAAUACUGGAGGAUCCAAACUGCUCACUGAACAAACUCAAUGUUGAUCAUGGAGGAGAAUUCAGGAUUACAGCAGGCUUCAAGAAAUAUGCCUGUUUUCUCACACUGGAUCCAAACACAGCACACAGUCAUCUCAGACUGUCUGAGGAGAACAGAGAGGUGGCAAAUGUGUCUCAGUCUCAGUUGUAUCCUGAUCAUCCAGACAGAUUUGAGGUGUAUCAUCAGGUGUUGUGUGAAGAGAGUGUGCUUGGACGAUGUUACUGGGAGGCUGAGUGGAGCGGAUAUGUGUAUAUAACAGUGUCAUAUAAGAGCAUCGGGAGGAAGGGAAGUCAAUGUUGGUUUGGACAUAAUGAUCAGUCCUGGAGUUUGUUCUGCUCUCCUGACAGUUACUCAUUAAGACACAACAACACUGAGAUGCAUCUCCCUGUGGAGCCCAUCAUCAUCAGAAGAAGAACUGGAGUGUUUGAUGACGAUGAGGAUGAUAAUAUCUCUAAAGUAGCAGUGUAUUUGGAUGAGAGCGCAGGAACUCUGUCCUUCUUCAGCAUCUCUGACACAAUGAGACUCAUCCACACAGUCCAGACCACAUUCACUCAAACCCUCUGUCCUGGGUUUUAUGUUGGUUAUAGAUCAUCAGUGAAACUGGGUUGAUGAAUCAGAAGAGACUGAGCAUAGAUUCUACCCAUAAUGCUUUUAGGUGCAUGAUGAAUCAUUAUAUAAAACAUUUCUUAGAAUAGAUUAUGAAAUGGAGAUCAUGUUAAAGUUUACCGGUGUGCAGAUUGACAGAAAUAAGUCAGCAUUACUCAAGUGCUCUGGUUCGUGUAUUACCUUUAAAUCAGGUUGUGUUUCUCAGCACAACCUUGCUGUAGUCUUUUUUCACUGUUCUAGUAUUUGAAGGAUAAGUUGACUUCUAGAUAAUUUACUAAUCCUUCUUCUUCUGUUGUUUAAAUGGCGAUUGACAAACCAACUGUAAGAUGCAUUUUCCGCCACCUACUGGAUAGGAGUGUGGAGCACAUCAGCUGGACGAUGUGGAUUUGAACUUAGACCAGGCAUCUCACCUGUACCCAGAGUUCCUGUUCCCGCCCAGCCGUCCUGUUAGCCCGCUGGUUCAGCCAAGCCAUCCUGAA